AUGCCAACAGUGGUCCAGUAUAUCACACAGAUGCAGAAUGAGCGGCGCAACCAGCGCUUGCUGAUGAGCAACCCCAUGAUCGCUCAGUACAAGAACAUUGAGAACUCAAGGCAGCAGCGUGCCUCGCCUGCCCCCAACAUGAACUUCCCGGACCCCAACCUGGCCCCGCCGGGCAUGCCGCCGCCGUUCUACCCGCAGAUGCCCAACAACCCCAUGAUGCGCCCGCCGAGCUCGCAACCAGGCGCAAACUUCAACGGCCAGCAGCAGAUGACGCCGCAGCAGAUGGAGGCCAUGAGCAAUGACCAGAUGAACGACCACAUGAACGGCCUGUGGCGCGGUCCACCGCAAUCUGGCAUGCCUCAGCAGCCCUUGGCGAUGGGCGGUCCGGUAUCCCUUAAGAAGAAGGCUACAAGAGAUAACAAGAUAGCGAUUCAGAAGCCCGCGCCAAAGAAAGAGCCAAACGCAAGAACUACCCCCGCCCCGUCUGCCAGCGAAGGAGUACCUACGCCCACGCCUUCCACACCUAUCACCCCGAUGCACGCCAAAUCAUUUAACCCUAAUGGCCAGCCACAACAAGCGCCGCUACGAGCCCAACACCAACCUCAGCAACCUCCACAGCAGCAGCAACCUAUACGCAACGACACGCCCUUUAGUAACCUCGCAGCCAACGACGUCGACAUUGGCGUCAAAUUCGGCGAUAUUGAUGCCGAAACCGCGCUUGACAACUUCGAUUUCGAUUCUUUCCUGCAUGUUGAAAACGAGGAAAGGAAUGAAAGGCCUCCAAUUUCGUCGAAUCAGGCACUGCCAACAUCGAAUCAGGCGAACGAGGUAGCUCCUAGAAAGAAGGGUACCAAAGGCAACAAGGUACAGUAG
This is a messenger RNA of Boeremia exigua, 873 nucleotides long. RefSeq lists its product as uncharacterized. The record is from RefSeq and is a predicted model, not a curated record. The transcript is spliced from 2 exons. Bases 1 to 873 code for a protein of 290 amino acids. NCBI's taxonomy places the organism in Eukaryota, Fungi, Ascomycota, Dothideomycetes, Pleosporales, Didymellaceae.